Molecule: messenger RNA, 582 nt
Organism: Alternaria infectoria
Lineage: Eukaryota; Fungi; Ascomycota; Dothideomycetes; Pleosporales; Pleosporaceae
Exons: 2
Coding region: 1-582 (193 amino acids)
Source: RefSeq, a predicted model, not a curated record
AUGAACAAAAUUUACCACUUCGAGAAUGUAUCUGCACUGGAGCAGACCGAGGAGGCAGAACUGGAAGCACCUAUCAGCAUUGCGUGGGCUACACCUUCAGGUGCAGAAUGCUCUCUCGAGGAAAUCGAUGUAAUUGAGCAAUGGGGUCCGCAGAUGGACAACGAGGAGAAGGUUCCAAGCGUGAUCUCUUACUCGCGUUCAAGUCAGGCCGGGGAGCAGCAAUGGGGUAAGAGUCUGAGCGCAGAUGCAGUGACAAUGAUUCACACUAAGUUGGAGCUUGGCGUGGAAGAUCUAUUAGGGGAACUUGACAUGACUUUACAGGUUCUGGACGGCAUGAAGAAUCUGAACUUUGACGAGAUGAUGUUGAGCAAAGGCCAGAACGACCUACCGCCGUAUUCUCACAAGAGCCCGGAGGAGAUUGUGACAGACUACCUCGAGAAAUUGUUUGCUUACGUGCAAAUGGAAGUGCGAGUAGACGAGAAUAACGUGUUCGCCAAACACACAACGACGGAUAUUGUUGUCACAAUACCCACAGUAUGUCCACAGAUCUCUCGGCGUGAAAAUCUAUUGACGAAGCUUUAG